AGGACCCCAGGGAGCGCGCAUGCGCGGUGGGCGACGAGGUGGCGGAGCGCGGGCUGAGCGGUGGAGAGCAGAGCGAGGGAUCCGUCGCCAUCCGCGCCGCCUUCGCCCCCGCAGCUGGAGCCUCCGCGGCGGAGAGGAAGGCCUGGGCCGCAGAGAGACGGCGAGCGAGCGAGGCCGGGUCUCUGAGGCGGCCUACCAUCCGCCGGCGCCAUGUUCCUUUACAACAUCACGUUGCAGAGAGCCACGGGCAUCAGCUAUGCCAUCCAUGGCAAUUUUUCAGGUACUAAACAGCAAGAGAUUGUUGUUUCCCGAGGGAAGAUCCUGGAGUUGCUUCGCCCCGAUCCCAAUACUGGAAAAGUGCAUACUUUGCUGACAGUCGAAGUCUUUGGGAUCAUUCGCUCCCUCAUGGCCUUCCGCUUAACCGGUGGGACCAAAGACUACAUCGUGGUGGGCAGCGAUUCAGGCCGCAUUGUCAUUCUAGAGUACCAGCCUUCUAAAAAUGUGUUUGAGAAGAUUCACCAGGAAACCUUUGGCAAGAGUGGCUGCCGCAGGAUCGUUCCCGGACAGUACUUGGCUGUGGACCCAAAGGGGAGAGCGGUCAUGAUCAGUGCCAUUGAGAAGCAGAAGCUUGUCUACAUUCUGAACAGAGAUGCUGCAGCCCGCCUCACCAUUUCUUCCCCUUUGGAGGCCCACAAGGCCAACACCUUGGUUUACCAUGUGGUCGGAGUAGACGUAGGCUUUGAAAACCCCAUGUUUGCCUGCCUGGAAAUGGAUUAUGAGGAAGCAGACAGUGAUCCCACAGGAGAAGCAGCAGCCAACACCCAGCAGACCCUGACCUUCUAUGAGUUAGACCUGGGCCUGAACCACGUGGUCCGGAAGUACAGUGAGCCCUUGGAGGAGCAUGGCAACUUCCUUAUCACAGUGCCUGGAGGCUCUGAUGGACCCAGUGGGGUGCUCAUUUGUUCUGAAAACUACAUCACCUACAAAAACUUUGGUGAUCAACCAGAUAUUCGAUGUCCCAUUCCCAGAAGGCGGAAUGACUUGGAUGAUCCCGAAAGAGGCAUGAUCUUUGUUUGCUCUGCUACACACAAGACAAAGUCUAUGUUCUUUUUCUUGGCUCAGACAGAGCAGGGUGAUAUCUUCAAAAUCACCUUGGAGACUGAUGAGGACAUGGUCACAGAAAUCCGCCUCAAGUACUUUGACACUGUUCCAGUAGCUGCUGCCAUGUGUGUGCUGAAAACAGGGUUCCUCUUUGUGGCUUCUGAGUUUGGGAACCACUACCUCUACCAGAUCGCUCACCUGGGAGACGACGAUGAGGAGCCCGAGUUCUCCUCUGCCAUGCCUUUGGAGGAAGGGGACACGUUCUUUUUCCAGCCCCGGCCGCUCAAGAACCUGGUGCUGGUGGAUGAGCUGGAUAGCCUGUCUCCCAUCUUGUGCUGCCAGAUAGCUGAUCUAGCGAAUGAAGAUACGCCUCAGUUAUAUGUGGCCUGUGGAAGGGGCCCCCGGUCAUCCCUCAGGGUCCUCAGGCAUGGACUCGAGGUGUCUGAAAUGGCCGUUUCGGAGUUGCCUGGUAACCCCAAUGCUGUAUGGACCGUCAGGAGGCAUGUUGAAGAUGAAUUCGAUGCCUACAUCAUUGUGUCCUUCGUCAAUGCCACGCUUGUGCUGUCGAUCGGGGAAACAGUAGAGGAAGUGACAGACUCCGGGUUCCUUGGCACCACCCCAACGUUGUCCUGCUCCUUGUUGGGGGACGAUGCCCUGGUGCAGGUUUAUCCUGAUGGUAUCCGGCACAUCAGAGCGGACAAGCGAGUUAAUGAAUGGAAAACCCCAGGGAAGAAAACCAUUGUCAAGUGUGCUGUGAAUCAGAGGCAGGUGGUGAUCGCUUUGACCGGAGGAGAGUUGGUCUACUUCGAAAUGGACCCGUCUGGCCAACUGAAUGAAUACACUGAGAGGAAGGAAAUGUCGGCUGAUGUGGUGUGCAUGAGCCUGGCCAACGUUCCCCCUGGAGAGCAGCGCUCCCGGUUCCUUGCUGUUGGUCUGGUGGACAAUACCGUUCGCAUCAUUUCCCUCGACCCUUCUGAUUGUCUGCAGCCUCUAAGCAUGCAGGCCCUCCCUGCCCAGCCAGAAUCGCUGUGCAUUGUGGAAAUGGGGGGUGCGGAGAAGCAGGAUGAGCUGGGGGAGAGAGGCUCCAUUGGAUUCUUGUACCUGAACAUUGGCUUGCAGAAUGGUGUGCUGCUCCGGACUGUGCUUGACCCGGUCACUGGAGAUCUUUCUGACACUCGGACCAGGUAUCUCGGGUCACGCCCUGUGAAGCUCUUCCGCGUCCGGAUGCAAGGCCAAGAAGCGGUGCUGGCCAUGUCGAGUCGUUCGUGGCUGAGCUACUCCUAUCAGUCGCGCUUCCACUUAACCCCCCUCUCAUACGAGACGCUGGAGUUUGCCUCUGGCUUUGCCUCAGAGCAAUGCCCAGAAGGCAUCGUUGCCAUCUCCACAAACACACUGAGGAUUCUGGCACUGGAGAAGCUGGGCGCUGUCUUCAACCAGGUUGCCUUCCCACUUCAGUACACCCCUAGGAAGUUUGUCAUCCACCCCGAGAGCAACAACUUAAUCAUCAUUGAGACCGACCACAAUGCCUAUACGGAAGCAACCAAAGCCCAGCGAAAGCAGCAGAUGGCAGAGGAAAUGGUGGAAGCUGCAGGGGAAGACGAGCGGGAAUUGGCUGCAGAGAUGGCAGCUGCUUUUCUGAACGAGAACCUCCCAGAGUCCAUCUUUGGUGCCCCAAAGGCAGGGAAUGGGCAGUGGGCCUCCGUUGUCAGGGUGAUGAACCCCAUUCAGGGAAACACUUUGGACCUCGUCCAGCUGGAGCAGAAUGAAGCAGCCUUCAGUGUGGCAGUGUGCCGGUUUGCCAACAGUGGGGAUGACUGGCAUGUUCUGGUGGGCGUAGCCAAGGACCUGAUCCUGAACCCACGCUCUGUGGCUGGAGGGUUUGUCUACACCUACAAGCUGGUGAAUAAUGGUGAGAAGCUUGAGUUCCUCCACAAGACCCCAGUGGAGGAGGUGCCAGCAGCCAUUGCUCCCUUCCAGGGCCGGGUUCUCAUUGGCGUGGGGAAACUCCUGCGAGUGUAUGACUUGGGCAAGAAGAAGCUGCUCCGGAAGUGUGAGAAUAAGCACAUUGCCAAUUACAUCUGUGGGAUCCAGACCAUUGGGCACCGAGUGAUCGUGUCCGACGUCCAAGAGAGCUUCAUCUGGGUGCGCUACAAAAGGAAUGAGAACCAGCUCAUAAUUUUUGCGGACGACACGCAUCCGCGCUGGGUCACCACUGCCUGCCUCCUGGACUAUGACACUGUGGCCGGGGCAGACAAGUUUGGCAACAUCUGCGUGGUGAGACUGCCACCAAACACGAAUGACGAGGUUGACGAAGACCCAACGGGCAACAAGGCACUGUGGGACCGAGGACUUCUCAAUGGCGCUUCCCAGAAGGCGGAGGUGAUCAUGAACUACCAUGUGGGAGAAACGGUGCUCUCUCUCCAAAAGACAACGCUGAUCCCCGGAGGCUCCGAGUCCCUGGUCUACACUACCUUGUCUGGGGGCAUUGGCAUCCUGGUCCCAUUCACGUCACAUGAGGAUCAUGAUUUCUUCCAACACGUUGAGAUGCACCUCAGGUCUGAGCACCCUCCUCUCUGCGGGAGAGACCACCUCAGCUUCCGCUCCUACUACUUCCCUGUCAAGAACGUCAUUGAUGGAGACCUCUGCGAACAGUUCAACUCCAUGGAACCCAACAAACAGAAGAAUGUAUCCGAAGAACUGGACAGGACCCCUCCGGAGGUCUCCAAAAAGCUGGAGGACAUUCGCACUCGCUACGCGUUCUGAGCAGGGCCCCUGCAGGGCUUUGGCAAAGACUUUUCCUCCAGAGAUGGUUUAAUGAAGACCUGGUCCCCUGCACCCAUCCCUUCCUUGUUCUUGGUGCCUCUGCACCUGCUGUGGGCAUUCCUUCUGUAUUCUGCCCCAGGGCCUCACCCAUUUCAGGAGCUGCACUGGGGAGACUUGGCAACCCUUGGACAGUGCCCUCAUGGCCUCCUUCCCUGGCCCAGAUGCCUCCACACAGCUGCCCACCUUGGCACUCUUUUUGUGAGACUGUGAGGAGCCAAAAAGGGUGGAAGGGGGGGGGCAGUGCCAGGGAAGGGUUCUGUUUUUAUCUCUGUGUUGUAAAUAUAGUCUUGAUACCACAUUAGUCUUUACCAUUUGUAGAGGUGGCCACUGUGAUCUGGCCCUAAAGCAUUUUGUUUUUCAUUUUUAGAAGAAAACAUGGCUUCUGCAUUAAAGUUUGAGCAGCAAA
Molecule: messenger RNA, 4330 nt
Organism: Sceloporus undulatus (fence lizard)
Lineage: Eukaryota; Metazoa; Chordata; Lepidosauria; Squamata; Phrynosomatidae
Gene: SF3B3
Product: splicing factor 3b subunit 3
Exons: 26
Coding region: 211-3864 (1217 amino acids)
Biological process (GO): mRNA splicing, via spliceosome
Cellular component (GO): U2 snRNP; nucleus
Molecular function (GO): protein binding; U2 snRNA binding
Source: RefSeq, a predicted model, not a curated record